UAAAAUGGGAUGCAUCUUAAAAUUGCAGAUCAGCUUCUCAUAUAUAAAUAAAGCCUUUUGUUGGUGGUGAUUGUACUGAAAUUAGUGUGUGUUUUACAAUUGAUGGCGCCUUAGAACUGAAUGAAUAGGGUAUUAAAUUUCAAAUGGCUGACAAAUGAGAAUACAAAUCACAUUUUAAAAAAUAGAUCAGUAAAUAAGAUGACUUAAAAAUGUCCCUGCAAAAUUCCAAGAAGCUAGAGUUUUCAAAUUUUUGUUUUCCAUUUAUUUUGGACUUCAGCAAUAAUGUGACGGGUUGGAGAUGUGGACCAUUCCCUUACAUUGGUAAUUUUGAUCUCACCACGAUGUGUGGCAUUAACAAAGUAACUAUGGAAUGGAAAAAUGCAAUGCAAAACAGAUCUUUUUUUUCAUCAGUGUAGACAAGCCCUUUGGCAAUAGUUACAGUUACUUGUUACACCUAAAAUGACUGUUAUUCCCACUAAUAACAUUCCCUUUGCAAUGCAAAUUCAUUACACUCUCAUUAAAAAUAAUCAAAAUCCCAAAUAAAUUGCAGUCAGUCCUCCAUAUUUGUGGAUUUCACUUUUGCGGCUUUGACUAUUCAAGUCACUCCUGACACAAAAAAACAAACAAACUGGAGAGUCUUAGAGAGAUUACCUCUCUAGGUAUUUGUAGAUCCUCAACACAAUUCUGUGGUUGUCAUCCAGUGGAAGUGGACCACAGAGUGAGACUGGAAGACCUAAAGAUUCAUAUAGAAUUUUUACAUGUCAGUUCAUAUUAAAAAUUGUUCUUAAAAAUCAUGUUUUUUUGACAUUCGUGGAAAGAAUAUGCCUCCAGCCCCAUGUGAACCAAAAAGAUCAAUGGAGAAAACAGAUGUUUUCUGGCAGAAGAUGUGGAAAACAAUCAAGGUUUCAGAAUGUUGCUUCAGAGAGCAGAGUACAUUCUGGAAUUUAUUUUGAUGUGUAAGGGAAAGAGUUAGGAAUGGAGGGAGGGAGGGUUGUUUUAAUUAUAUUUUGUUAUUGCUGUUGGGUAAAACAUGAAACCAAGAAAAGUUACUUUUAGGGGCUGCUUCUUUCAGAAUACUCCAACCAGGAAAAAAGAACAACUUUUCAUUCUGGCCAGGAGACUCUGAAGGUGCAGUUGCCCAAAGCUAACUUGUCUAACAUUUCCAAAAAACAAAAAAAAAAACCAAAAAAAAAAACCCAGCCUUCUUUCUACAAGGGAAUGAGAGAUGCAGCUUUUUGGGGAAACUAUGUGGGACGAUCCAGGGAUUUCUGCCCAGUGAUCCAUGAUGAAACUUUUUACUGACUUUCAAUUGGUUCAAUAGCCUCAAAGAACUGGCAGUUCCCAACGUGAUCGGCUGAGAUCCUGAGCAAAAGAUUGUCUUCUCUGGAAAAGGUGUUGGACAGAAUGAAGUCUGAGAUCUUCUGCUAUCUUCUCCUCAUCCUGCUUGUGGCCGAGUUGCUGCCUGGUUCACUGUCAGGAAACAACCCUCGCUAUGAGAAGUUCCUGAAUCAACACCGCGAUGAUCCGAGGAGCAGUUUCCAUGGCCGCUACUGCAACACCCUCAUGGGCAGCCGAGGUCUGACCAAGCCCGAAUGCAAAGAAGUCAACACCUUUAUUCAUGGCUCCAAAAGGCAGAUUCGUGCAGUGUGUGCAGAUGGUGGGGUGGCCUUGGGAGACCUGCGGCGUAGCUGGCGGCCCUUCCGGGUCACCACUUGCACCCUCCGGGGAGGUUCGACUCACCCGCCUUGUGAGUACAAAGAGAACACCUCUCCUCGGUACAUCGUCAUUGGCUGCGAAGAAGGCUGGCCUGUUCACUAUGACGAAAGCCAGAUUGUGACCACAGCGUGACCAAGCAAGGAGACACAGCAGUGCAAUGUCUGGACCGCAUUGAUCUUCCUCUUCACUUCUAGUCCUCUUAUACGCCAAUGAAAAUAGUGCCUAAGUAGACCUUUACAGUCAGCCCUCUGUAUCUACUGGUUCUCAAUCAAUCAUCUACAGCUUGAAAAUAUUACAAAAGAAAAUCAAUUGUAUAUAAGGUUUUGCUAUGCCACUAUAUACAAUGGGACUUGAGCAUCCAUGGAUUUUGGUAUCCAUGGCAGGUCCUUGAACCAAACCCCAGCAGAUACCAAGGGCCUACUGUAUAUAUUAUGCAUCAUAAGUAUAUGUAAUUGCUAUGUCACACACUUCUUAUAUAACCCCCUUCCUUUCAUUUUAGUACACAUGCCAGUUUGUAUUAUUUCUGCCUCCCCAAAUCAAAGCAUAGAUUAUAAUCUCAUUGGAAUGGGAUCUUAUUUUUAAUGCAGUUUGCUACUAGAAAGCAGGCAAAAAAGCAGGCAAUGACAGAGGAAAAAAGAAAGACCAUAAUAAUUUUAAAAGCCCAUAGCUGUCUCCCAUUUGCAAUAUCUGAGCAGAACAGUUGCUGACAGGGGAUCUUAGACAUCGCUAAUUUGUAGAGUUACCAUAAGUCAAAGUCAACUUGACAGCAAGUAACAACAAACUCAAAAUUUGUUCGGUGACCCCAGAUGGCAUACAUUUCUAUUACCACUACUAUUAAAAACAACAAAAAGAUUUUCGAUUUUUAUCUUCCCUGCCAGUAUGUCUUCAAACUGAUGUAUUCUAUUGUGAGUGGGGGAGGGAUUUUCCUUUUUUUAUCAAGCAAGUUCCUGCAUUUCAGGUUCUCUUGUGCUUAUAGUAGCAUCUAAUGAAACUUUGUACAUUAAGCAAUUAAAGGCUCUCAAAAAUGCA
This is a messenger RNA of Anolis carolinensis (green anole), 2745 nucleotides long. Its product is annotated as angiogenin. The transcript is spliced from 2 exons. NCBI's taxonomy places the organism in Eukaryota, Metazoa, Chordata, Lepidosauria, Squamata, Anolidae. The coding region runs from base 1405 to 1848 and encodes 147 amino acids. Gene Ontology annotation, biological process: defense response to Gram-positive bacterium. Gene Ontology annotation, molecular function: nucleic acid binding; RNA nuclease activity. The record is from RefSeq and is a predicted model, not a curated record.